AUGACAACUAAUCAAUCCGUAAGCGCAGAAACUACGUGGCAGUGGGAGCAUACCUUAAAGAACAAGAAGACGAUGCCACUUUACACGGAACUCCUCGAGUUCCUCGAAAAACGAGACUGUCACUACACCCAAAAUUGUCAUAUAUUUCGAGCGCAACCAAGGCACGAACGCAUCAGGAUAGUGCGACGAGCGAACCUAUGCACGAAUUGUCUCCGAAGAGAACACACUUCACCCACAUGCCGAGCUGGUUGCGUUGGAUAUGGCAAAAAAUAA
This is a messenger RNA of Eufriesea mexicana, 273 nucleotides long. RefSeq lists its product as uncharacterized. The record is from RefSeq and is a predicted model, not a curated record. Bases 1 to 273 code for a protein of 90 amino acids. The transcript has 3 exons. Lineage: Eukaryota; Metazoa; Arthropoda; Insecta; Hymenoptera; Apidae.